This is a messenger RNA of Paracoccidioides brasiliensis Pb18, 483 nucleotides long. RefSeq lists its product as uncharacterized. The transcript is spliced from 2 exons. Bases 1 to 483 code for a protein of 160 amino acids. The record is from RefSeq and is a predicted model, not a curated record.
AUGGCGCCGCGGGGGAGCCAUUCAGCACAUCCACAUCCACUCCACAUGCACCUGAUUGGACUCCCGGUAAGGCCAAAGCCACAGGCAGACAGACAUUGGAACCGACACGAGCCCGAGCACGAACGCAUAUUCCUCCCCCGCGGCGAGCCACACGUUCGCGCGAACCAGGGACCGGGCGGGUGUACGCCGUCAACUGGACUCCGCUUGCACCGCACCAUCUCUGCAAAAAACGGACUGGCCAACUGCAGAUGCCCAAGUCAGCGCCUCCGCGCCCACCACCCGCCAAUAACCACCGUCCUGCAAGUCGCGCAACUCAAAAUACGAUCUCAGAUUCUUCGUUCCAGAGGUCCUAAGAUCCAAUUCGCCCAAUCUGUAUGUUUAGUGUCGCUGCUUGCGGAGCCGGUGUCAGCACCUUUUUUCCAACUCGCGCCAAGUGGAACUACGAGUGCAAGGUUCAGUCACAUUUCUCCGGCCAGUGCUUGA